AUGUCAAGCGAACCCCAUAACAAUGCGCGUGGGCGAUCUACGUCUCGUUCGAGAACAUCGCGGCCGACUACACCAUUGCGCCCAUCCUCGCGCUCCUCCUUUCGCGAGUCGGCAAGAGCGAGCACCGGGCCAGAUGCUGAUGCAUUCCCUCUUGCCACGUUCGAGCCUGCAUUUGCCGAGCUCUCUGAUGCCAUGGCCGACUUGGAGGCCAAUAUGAUGCACUUUCAGCUCAUGCAUGAAAGUUUGUCACGCUUCAGCGAGUCGUUCGCGAGUUUCCUCUACGGGCUGAAUAUGAAUGCUUUUUGUGUCGAUUUUCCUGAAGGACCUGUUGCCGAAUCAUUCCGUCGAGACGGGCAACAUGUUGAUUUGCAAGGUAAGGAGCAUCAUCUCACAAUCAAAAACACGCAAGAACCCGGACGAGGCGACGAUGAUGGAGAAACAACGUUCAUGUUAGUUGACUACCGACACGUCUUUCAUCGACAACCCUCCACCAUCCUCCAGACCUGUUGCAAGGCAUAA
This is a messenger RNA of Verticillium nonalfalfae, 519 nucleotides long. RefSeq names its product DASH complex subunit dam1 (gene DAM1). Gene Ontology annotation, biological process: mitotic sister chromatid biorientation. The record is from RefSeq and is a predicted model, not a curated record. NCBI's taxonomy places the organism in Eukaryota, Fungi, Ascomycota, Sordariomycetes, Glomerellales, Plectosphaerellaceae. The transcript is spliced from 3 exons. Gene Ontology annotation, cellular component: mitotic spindle; mitotic spindle pole body; DASH complex. Bases 1 to 519 code for a protein of 172 amino acids.